Messenger RNA from Meira miltonrushii, 519 nucleotides. RefSeq lists its product as uncharacterized. The coding region runs from base 1 to 519 and encodes 172 amino acids. NCBI's taxonomy places the organism in Eukaryota, Fungi, Basidiomycota, Exobasidiomycetes, Exobasidiales, Brachybasidiaceae. The transcript is spliced from 2 exons. The record is from RefSeq and is a predicted model, not a curated record.
AUGACGAUGUUGUUCCUCAGUAUCCCUGUCAUUGCUGUGAUUUGGUUGACUAUCUCUUCUGCUUCGCCUGUGCCUGGCAAGAGGGCAAGGCUCGAACGUCAAAAGUAUAGCGAAAAAGGAGCAGAAAAACAAUUAGGUUAUUAUCCAUCAGACAGUGAUUCUUAUUUGGCAGAAUAUAGUUCGCAUCACGUAGGUGAUGUGAUUCAUUCUCACCCAAACAAGAUCAUGAACGGUAUGGCAAAAAUCGGAGUUGAUACGGACAAACAUGAUAUGUAUUAUGGUAGAUGGGGUAAACCGCCACAAGAAGGCGUUCGAAUCAAAGAGCCUUUAUGGUACGUUACCAAUGCCGGUCAAAAGUUAAGACCUCCGCCAGAAGUACAUGAAGAUUUACCCAAAGCUUCACAAUUGGGCAUCGUAAGGGGAAAAACGAGAUCUGAUCGUGCGGCUUGGACUGGUAGUAGAGCUGCUACCAGAACAGUACGUGAACCACGUAAAGAAAAGCCGCCUCGUAAGCAAUAA